ACUCGUCACACACCAACUGAACUUCAAGUUCUAGCCAGUACAACAUCAACCUCCAUCAUCACCACACGGAAUUUUUUGUCAGUUCUUCAGGUCCACUGUUUUCCGGUUGUUUGAUCACCGAUAAUUCCAUUGUGAAAUAUUUGCUGUGAUUUUGAACUUACAACAUUUCGUAUUCAUAUUUAUCAUCAAGCAAUUAGUAUUGAAGAAAAUAUGAGUAGAAAGAGAAAACAGUUUGUGGUUAAAGUGAUAAAAUUCCUGUGAUUCAAUCUAACAAAUAAUAGAGACAAUUGUUAACAAAAGAUGAUCGCAUCGUUCAAACACAUCUUCACUCUAGUGGACAUUGUUCUAGUGGUGAUUUCUGUGGUCAGUGGACAAGUAAAUUCUCCCUGUCCCAACCUCUUCCAGUACCAACAUAAUGGAUAUGAAGCAGAAGGCGCCCUUGAAGUACCUGGACCACCACUUGGUGGAAAACUUGAGCUUCAUAUCUUCCUCACUGUUCCUGUCCAGUUGCCAUCGAGCUACGUGGGAACUUUAGAGCUUCGUGACUCUCAAGAAGCAACACUGCAACGUCUGCAAAGUGGACAAACUGUUCGUUAUCGCGUGAAAUUCCCUUUACCUAAUCCUGUGCCACGCCUUGUAAAGAUCACAUACAACGGAAACGUAAUUUGUCAGGGUGAACAAGCGAAAUUCCCAUCACGAGGAUCGUAUUUGACUAACAUUCGACUGCAUCAUGUACUCACCACAAGGCUAUCCAAUUCGCCCUUUCAGGAUGUGGAUGAGUAUCCAAAUAGUGCACCUUUUUUGCCUCAGAAUAAUUAUUACGGCAACAAUAGCACUAAUCCCUUUUUUGACCAAAGCAACAAUUACAACCCAUAUGGUGGAAGCAAUAAUUUCAUCCCUCAAGCUCCAACACAUGCUCCUGCUUUUCCUUCAUACCAGGAACCUCAAACACCAACUCCCUUUUAUCCUCCCUACCAAGAGCCACAAACACCACCUCCUCCACCACCAUCACGUCCCACAAAUCCUAGACCUUCGAAUCCCUUUUUCUCUCCAGGAAUUAAUCCUCAAAUAACUUCCAAUCGGAACCAAGAAAACACUGUUCAAGUGUGUGGCAAGAUUGAGAGUAGAUUCUCAAUUACUCCUCUCAUUUUUGGCGGUGAGGAAUUUCCCAAAGGAUCUUGGCCCUGGCUUGUAGCCGUUCAUGUAUACAAGGGAGCUCAAUUUUCCUUCGUUUGUGGCGGUACGCUUGUGUCACAGGACGUUAUUGUCAGUGCAGCUCACUGUUUCACUGAUGGCAGAGGGGGUGGCUACCAAGCCGCCGAUGUUAUUGUGUUUGUGGGAAAACACGAUCUCAGGAAACUCAAAGAAGAUGGAGCGACAAUUUCCGAGGUUAAUUCUCUAAAUAUCCAUCCUGAGUUCCUGAAAGAUCCUCGAGGAUCUUUUGAUGCGGACAUUGCCGUUCUUAUACUCAGAGAGAGUGUGGAGUACAGUGCCUAUAUUCGACCUGUUUGUCUCUGGAGUCUGCCCACGGAUGAGGAAUAUUUCGUGGGAAAGACUGGAGUUGUCGUGGGUUGGGGACGCGAUGAGAAAGGCAAUCUUGUGACAUACCUGCCAAAGCGAACUCAAGUUCCUCUCGUCUCAACGCAGGAAUGCAUCAAUUCUCGCGAGGACUUUAGCACACUCACGUCCUCACGUACCCUCUGCGGAGGCUGGAGAGAUGGUAUCAAUGGACCCUGCACAGGAGACUCUGGCGGAGGUCUAAUCAUGUACGAAAAUGGCAGAUGGCAACUACGGGGAAUAAUUUCCAUUGCUAUCAAACAUCCCGUAUCAGGAGUCUGUGAUCUCCGGGAAUACGUGGUGUUUACGGAUGCAGCUAAAUUCACCAACUGGAUACGAUCAUUCAUGACGCGGUAGCCAAAGUUCCAAGUUAAACUCAGUUAAGACAAUGAUAAAUGCUUGCCAUUGCUUGAGAAAGGCAUUUUUUUUCUGAGUGACUCUCUUUAGUUAAUACUCAGGUGCUAUUUAGGGAAGCCGACUUGUAUUUUUUUUUUAAAGAUAUAACUCUGUAUAUUGCAAAAUUCUCUAACGACUGUAGGACAUUAAAUGCUCUUUUGUUAAAAAAAA
Molecule: messenger RNA, 2124 nt
Organism: Phlebotomus papatasi
Lineage: Eukaryota; Metazoa; Arthropoda; Insecta; Diptera; Psychodidae
Product: serine protease gd-like
Exons: 3
Coding region: 301-1914 (537 amino acids)
Biological process (GO): proteolysis
Molecular function (GO): serine-type endopeptidase activity
Source: RefSeq, a predicted model, not a curated record